AUGGCGACCACGACCUCCAACUAUUUCCCUCUGGCGACUGAGACGUAUUACCCAGGAGGUGCCGGCGAUGCUAGCUCACCGGGCGGCCACGUCGACAACGAUGCCGGUGCUUCUGGAGACAGCCCUGGAGCUGUCGGCCUCUCUCCUAAUGCCAUGAUUGCUAUCAUCGUGGUCGUAUCCAUCGUUGGCGCACUCGGCAUUGGCAUGGCUGUCUUAUUUUACAUAGCCAAGAAGCGUGAAUGGAAAAUAAGAGAGACUAUGCGCAAGUCAGCCAGAAAGGUUGUUACAGCCCUAACGCCGCGAAGAACCGAGUUUCCCAGAUCAGUCAAGGAGUCGAACUCGCCUCCCCGCAGCCACCGAGGGCGCACUAGACUUGACGACGUGCCCCCAACACCAAGACUUCGCCCAGAAGAUCUGGAAAAAGGACUCGCACAGGCUGAAUCGAAGCGAAAACUCAUGAAGUGGGGUCGCAAGUAA
Messenger RNA from Colletotrichum truncatum, 477 nucleotides. RefSeq lists its product as uncharacterized. The record is from RefSeq and is a predicted model, not a curated record. Lineage: Eukaryota; Fungi; Ascomycota; Sordariomycetes; Glomerellales; Glomerellaceae.